AUGCGUCUUCUGUCGAUUCUUCAACUCCUGCCCCUGGCAGGCGGCGCUGCAGCGGGCUCGGCCUUUGCUAGAAACGAUGAGCCGUCUCUCGGCGCAGCUGAGCCCACAAAGCAGUACAUCAUUGAAGUCGAAAAGGACACGGACGUUGACGCUUUGUCCGAGAGUCUCAACGCGGAGGAUCAUGUCAAAGUCCUCAAGACCUACAACUCGGAAGUCUUCCGUGGCUUGACCAUUGAGACGGACGUGUACAACCUCGACAGCAUUGGACAGCUGGGAGACGUGGCCCAGGCGUGGCCGGCGAGCGUGAUUGAACUCCCGGACUUGGGGCCUGGUGUGCAGCCGCCCAGCAACGCGAGGCUUGCCGCGGCGGCCAACUAUUCCAUCCAUUCGUGGACUGGGGUGGACAAAAUUCAUGCUACUGGCAACUUUGGUCAGGGCGUCAAGGUAGCUGUUGUUGAUACGGGCGUUGAUUACAGACACGAGGCGCUUGGUGGAGGAUUCGGCCCAGGUUUCAAGGUGUCAGGGGGUUACGAUGUGGUUGGCGAUGAUGGUCGAGGCCAUGGCACGCAUGUCGCUGGCAUCAUUGCAGCUCAGACAGACUCGUUCCAAGGCGUCGCGCCUGGCGUUGAUCUGCUCGCAUACAAAGUUUUCUCCUCGAUGGGGAGUGGCACAUAUGACACCUACAUUAUCGAUGCAUUCAUCAAAGCUUUUGAUGACGGCGCUGAUGUCAUCACCUGUAGUAUUGGUGUUUCCGGAGGCUGGUCGAACGGCCCCUGGGCCACCAUCGCGUCGCGAAUCGCCCAACAAGGCGUCAUCAUUACGAUCGCAGCUGCCAACGAUGGUGCACAAGGCGCAUUCUACGCCAGCAGCGGGUCUUCUGGAAAGGAAGUUUUGGCUGUGGCAUCUGCAGAAGCCGGGACCUACGCAGCGACGCCAUUCCAACUUACACAGACGAUCAAUGGGGAAACAACCUCUGUUCAGUCUGCGUAUCGGUACAACAGCAUCAACGCCUGGGACAUCGAGGCCACUCCUAUUCAUCCUCUUUACCUCAACACCUCCAGCGGUCAAGCGUGCUCACCAGCUUUGAUUCCCGCCGACACGCCCGACCUGUCCAACGUCAUCACCUUGGUCCGCCGCGGCGGCUGCGACUAUCUAGACCAAGAAUUCAACCUCAGGGCUUUCAAUGUCAGCCGAAUCAUGUUCUACAACGACAACAGCCGUCCUGACCACCCAUCGACCUGGCUUAGUGGGCCCAAGGCACUUGUUGAUGCCAACGUUGGUGAGGGUAUCGUCGAGAUCAUCAAGGCUGGCGGUCAAGUUUCGGCGGACUUUUCCAAAUUCAAGGAUGCCGAUUGGUACGUUGGUAUGCACAAUGGUGUGGGUAACAAGCCCAGUGAGUUCACCUCAUGGGGCGGCCUGAAUGAUAUGGACCUCAAGCCGGAAGUCUCGGCCCCGGGUGGCAACAUCCUGAGCACCUGGCUCGACGGCACUUGGCGGGUUGCCAGUGGUACUUCUAUGGCCUGUCCUUAUUUGGCGGGUAUUGCGGCCCUCUUCAUAAGGGAGUUUGGCGGCCGCGAAGUUCAUGGCCCCAGCUUGAGCCAGAUUUUCUACAAUCGAGUCGUUGCCAGCGGUAACUCGAUGCCUUGGUCUACCGUUGAUGCCGUGGCGUUUCAGGACACGGGAUUCUGGGCUCCAACGAUUCAGGCCGGCAGCGGCUUGGUCGACGCUUGGAAAGUUCUCAACUACACCAGCACCCUCAGCACAACGAAGUGGGUACUCAAUGACACGGCACACUUUGAUGGGCAACACAGUACUGUCAUCGCCAACAAUGCCAACGUUGACGUCGAGUACGAAUUCCUGCUCCAGCCUGCCGCUGGUGUUGAGGUCGCAACCACUUCCGGUGCUCUGGCCAAGCUCAAAGACUAUAAACCUCUGAGAAUGAUACCCAACAUCACACUGCCUUCAGGCAGCUUCAAAUUAAAGCCAGGCGAGAAGCGGAAGGCCGAGUUCUCUUUUGAUUAUCCCCGAGGUCUGAACGAAGCGAAACAGCCUCUAUACAGCGGCAAAGUCCUCAUCACUUCUUCUCUGGGGGAAACUCUCUCUGUCUCUUACUUUGGCGCAGCGUAUAAUUUGAAGGACCAGUACAAGGACAUGUUCAUAGACAACACGCCGUAUAUCAUGUCUCCUUCGCGAAACUUUCCCGAGAAGAGAAAUUUCACAUUCGACCUCAGCUCGGGCAAACCUACUAGCCAAGAUUAUCCGAAGGUCUUCACGUCUUUUAGUUUUGGCUGUGACGAACUCCGUUGGGAUAUCUAUGAGUCUGGGUGGGAGGAAUCAAGAUGGUCAUACCCACCAGUUGUCGGGGAGAACGGCUACGUGGGUGCUGCUACGGCGUUCCGUGAUUCUCUAAGAUAUACAUUCUUCGACUCGAGCAUCCAUGACAAAGAAGACACCGUGGCUUUCCCAAUCCGCGCUCUUAGUCGGAGCAUUCAAUCUGGCGGCACGUCCCUCGGGCUGGAUCGUCACAGGUUCUUCUGGCUUGGAAAGCUUGCAAAUGGAACUUAUAUCAAGCCAGGCAUCUACAAGAUGAGAUUCGCCGCUCUUCGACCUCUGGGUCUGCGCCAGGACUCUAAUGAUUGGGACGUUUGGGAAACACCAGAGAUCACAGUGCUCCCGCUUCCGGUGGAUUGA
This is a messenger RNA of Verticillium nonalfalfae, 2691 nucleotides long. RefSeq lists its product as uncharacterized. Gene Ontology annotation, biological process: proteolysis. Bases 1 to 2691 code for a protein of 896 amino acids. The record is from RefSeq and is a predicted model, not a curated record. The transcript is spliced from 11 exons. Gene Ontology annotation, molecular function: serine-type endopeptidase activity; tripeptidyl-peptidase activity. Lineage: Eukaryota; Fungi; Ascomycota; Sordariomycetes; Glomerellales; Plectosphaerellaceae. Gene Ontology annotation, cellular component: cytosol.